This is a messenger RNA of Peromyscus leucopus (white-footed mouse), 1449 nucleotides long. It is a transcript of the gene Polr2e, whose product is annotated as RNA polymerase II, I and III subunit E. Bases 70 to 702 code for a protein of 210 amino acids. The record is from RefSeq and is a predicted model, not a curated record. Gene Ontology annotation, cellular component: RNA polymerase I complex; RNA polymerase III complex; RNA polymerase II, core complex. Gene Ontology annotation, biological process: DNA-templated transcription. NCBI's taxonomy places the organism in Eukaryota, Metazoa, Chordata, Mammalia, Rodentia, Cricetidae. The transcript has 6 exons. Gene Ontology annotation, molecular function: DNA-directed RNA polymerase activity; DNA binding.
GUCGCCCUCCGGCGCAGACGCAGUGCUGGCAGCCGCCCGCAUGCGCGGUUGCGCCGGAGCCGCGGCACCAUGGACGACGAGGAGGAGACGUACCGGCUGUGGAAGAUCCGCAAGACCAUCAUGCAGCUUUGUCAUGACCGUGGCUACCUGGUGACCCAGGAUGAGCUGGACCAGACACUCGAGGAGUUCAAGGCACAGUUUGGGGACAAACCUAGCGAAGGGAGACCGAGGCGCACAGACCUCACUGUGCUGGUGGCCCACAAUGACGACCCCACAGACCAGAUGUUUGUGUUCUUCCCAGAGGAGCCCAAGGUGGGCAUCAAGACCAUCAAGGUGUACUGCCAGCGCAUGCAGGAGGAGAACAUCACGCGGGCGCUGAUCGUGGUGCAGCAGGGCAUGACGCCCUCCGCCAAGCAGUCCCUGGUGGACAUGGCCCCCAAGUACGUCCUGGAGCAGUUCCUGCAGCAGGAGCUGCUCAUCAACAUCACGGAGCACGAGCUGGUCCCUGAGCAUGUGGUCAUGACCAAGGAGGAGGUGACGGAGCUGCUGGCCAGAUACAAGCUUCGUGAGAGCCAGCUGCCCAGGAUCCAGGCCGGGGACCCAGUAGCACGCUACUUUGGGAUCAAGCGAGGACAGGUCGUGAAGAUCAUCCGACCCAGUGAGACCGCCGGCCGCUACAUCACCUACCGCCUGGUCCAGUAGCCAGCGCAGGGGAGCCGCGCCAUAGCGCGCGUCCCCAGCACCCCAGAUGAGCCGCCUCCCCAGCCAGCACACUGCCUGCCGCGUCCCGGCCCAGGACACCGCCCCAUUCUGAAAAGGAGGACUGUUGGGUGAGACGCCUUGGCCGCCCGGCAGGCCGUCCUCUGACCCACACGCACCAUGGCAGCUGCACCCACAAAAAUUAAAACCAAUGGCAGGCCCGUCUUUAAUCCCAGCACUCAGGAGGCAGAGGCAGGUGGAUCUCGUGAGUUCCAGGACAGCCUGGGCUACAUCCUGAGAUCUUAUUUAAAAAAUCAAACAAACUGUACUGUUGCCAGGUUUUUAGAUCCUAGCACUCUGGAGUCUGAGGCAGGAGGAUUGCUGCACCUUCAAGUUUGUGGACUCUUUAUUUUAGCAAGAAGUGGUCUAGCGCCAGCGUUCUGGACCCUCAUCUGAAAAACAGUAAACAGGAACCCCACACAGCAUGGGUCAUGCUCUGGGACCCCUGGGAGCUAGCUGAUCUGUGUCCCAGCUCCCCAGCACCCUCCUGCCUGGCACCCUGAUGAACAGUUGGCCAGUGUCUCAGGGAUGUGGCCCUGGAUAAGGCCAGCACUGCCACCAGGCACUGUGCACCCCAAGAGCACUGGCCACACCCAAGUCCUUUGUCACUCUGGGGUCCCCAUCCUGCUUAGAGUUCUCCAUUCUCGUAGGACUCUGUUUUGAGAAUUAAAGAUAUUUUGAGGAGAUAAA